GCCGCCCUCCCCCGCCGGGCUGCGCUCUCUCAGCCGGUUCCUCUUUACAUAACGGCGCGGGGCGGCAUGGGCUCGGGCCACCGCCUCCGCCCGGCGGCCCGCCCGGACUAUCGCGGCCCGCGGUGGCGACGGCGGCAGCAGCAGCAAAGUUUCCCCGGCGGCGGCCCGGGGGCGCAUCCCCCCGCAGCUGUCAAGCUCUGGCGGCGGAAAUGAUGAGACGCUGGCCAUUUUCCGAGCCCGGGUUUCCUGCCUGAGCCCGGCUUGAGCGAGCCGAGAGCCAGGAGCCGGCGCGCAGAGGGAACGUGCCCGGGGCGGGGGCCCGCCCGCCCCCUCGGGAUUUCGUGGGGCCAGGGGCGCGCGACGCCAUGGGCCGGCCGGGCCCGGACCCCCUCUCUCUCAGCCCGGCCGCGCCACCUGCAUCUCCGCCAUGAACGGGCCCGCCCUGCAGCCCUCCGCGGCUUCCUCCACGCCCUCCGCCUCCUCACCCACGAACGCGGCGCCGGCCCCGGCCCCACGGGGCUGGAGCGAGUUCUGCGAGCUGCACGCGGUGGCCACGGCGCGAGAGCUGGCCCGGCAGUACUGGCUCUUCGUGCGCGAGCACCCGCAGCACGCGCCGCUGCGCGCCGAGCUCGUGUCGCUGCAGUUCACCGACCUCUUCCAGCUCUACUUCUGCCGCGAGGUGCGCCAGGGCCGCGCGCCCGGGCCGCCGGCUCGCGACUACCGGGAGGCGGGCCGCGGGCCCCCGGCCAAGGCCGAGGCCCCCCGAGCCGAGGCGGGCUCCGGCCCCGCCGCCCCUGCCCUGCCCAAGGCCCGCAGCUCGGAGGAGCUGGCCCCGCCGCGGCCGUCCGCGCCCUGUGCCCUCCAGCACCUGCGCCACAGCCUCCGCCACAUCAUCCGCCGCCGCUCGGCCGGGGAGGUGCCGGCGGCUGGAGCCGCGGGGGAGGCCCGGCCCAAACCCGGCCUGGCCAGGAAGUUCCUGCCCUGGAGCCUGGCCCGAGAACCGCCGCCCGAGGCCCUCAAGGAGGCGACACUGCGCUACAGCCUGGCCGACGAGGCCUCCAUGGACAGCGGGCCGCGCUGGCAGCGCGGGCGGCUGGCCCUGCGGCGCGCCCGAGCCCCGGAGGGCGGCGCGGACCGCGUGCUUGAGCUCUUCGACCCGCCCAAGAGCUCCAAGCCCAAGCUGCAAGCAGCCUGCUCCAGCCUCCAGGAGGUCCGGCGGUGCACACGCCUCGAGAUGCCCGACAACCUCCACACCUUCGUGCUGAAGGUGAAGGACCGGACAGACAUCAUCUUUGAGGUGGGAGACGAGCAGCAGCUGAAUUCAUGGAUGGCUGAGCUCUGGGAGUGCACAGGCCAAGGCAGGUUGGAGAGCGCGGACCCAGAGACGCACAUUCCCUCGGCUCCAGAGCCCGGCACGACCAGCUCACCGAGGGGAAGCACCGAGUCCCUGAACCAAGCAGGGGCUUCCCCUGGGGCGUUGCUGGACCCCGCCUGCCAGAAAACAGAUCACUUCCUGUCCUGCUACCCCUGGUUCCACGGCCCCAUCUCCCGAGUGAAGGCCGCCCAGCUGGUCCAGCUGCAGGGCCCCGACGCGCACGGAGUGUUCCUGGUGCGGCAGAGCGAGACGCGGCGCGGGGAGUACGUGCUCACGUUCAACUUCCAGGGCAUAGCCAAGCACCUGCGCCUGUCGCUGACCGAGCGGGGCCAGUGCCGCGUGCAGCACCUGCACUUCCCCUCCGUCAUGGACAUGCUCCACCACUUCCAGCGCUCGCCCAUCCCGCUCGAGUGCGGCGCUGCCUGCGACGUCCGGCUGUCCAGCUACGUGGUGGUCGUCUCCCAGCCCCCAGGUUCCUCCAACACCGUCCUGUUCCCGUUCUCCCUCUCGCGCUGGGACUCAGAGCUGGGGCUGCCCCACCUCAGCGCCGCUGCCUGUCCGAGGGGGCCGGGCCCCGGGGGCCCCCCAGGCCGGUCCUCCCCCCCAGAGCAGAUCUUCCACCUGGUGCCUUCGCCCGAGGAACUGGCCAACAGCCUGCGGCACCUGGAGCCAGAGCCCCCCGGCCGCGCCCGGGACUCGGACUACGACAUGGACUCCUCCCCCCGGAGCCACCUGCGGGCCAUCGACAACCAGUACACACCUCUCUGACGGGCGGCGGACGCCCCGGAGGAGCAAGCACAGCGAGUGGAGACAGGACUUGUGAAUGUAACUGCCUUUCCUUCCUUUCAGAGAGAGGGGACACUGUUAACUGUUCUUCCAGUUUGGACGCAACCCUUCUAUCAGGCCUGUUACAGGGCCCCUCUAAGUUGCAGGCUGACUUUCUCCUUGUUUACAGACGUGGUUCUUGUUCGCAGAUGCCGCCGGCUCCCGCCCUGGGCCGGCCCCCGUCACUCUCAGGAGGGGCGGGCAAGGGCCAGGCCUGGCAGUGGAAAUGUGUUCUCUUUCUCACUGACGCUGUCGCAGCUGAUGACAGGCGCUCUGCUAGCGGGGAGGGGUCCUCAGGAAGCCCAAAACACUAACCAGCCCUGGACUGUCGCAUGGUUUUCCCGUUGUGGCGUCAGUGCACGUGGCCGCUCUGCGGUGCCCCCGCCACGGGCGACCACACCUCUCCUGCUUCGACACUCAGCCUUACGACUAAGCUCAAGAAUGAUGUUAAACAUUUUACCUCAGAUAAAUUUUUCAAAGGAUUCAGGUUUGAAAACUAAACCAAGCAUCGCUCAUUUCACUGUACUGUCUGAACUAACACCCAGGUUUCUGCAGCUAGAGACAGCUAUGCAACCCCCACCCGACCAGCUCCCGGCCGAGCCAGCCGCCGGGCCUCCUUGUCUGGCGCGUCCUGAGGACAGGCACCUGCUGCUGAGCAGCCGCUGUCCUCCCCGGUGCAGAGAAGUGGAGCCUGUCACCCUUUCGGGGGCAUCCAGGCAGUUACUGAAAUAGGGUGGCAAGCUGUUGUUCUACCCUGGUGCCUUAUGAGUCAAAAACUGGAUUCUGCUUCACAGCAGCUUUACGGUGGGCGUUAAACUGAGGGGUGAGGGAG
Molecule: messenger RNA, 3032 nt
Organism: Phyllostomus discolor (pale spear-nosed bat)
Lineage: Eukaryota; Metazoa; Chordata; Mammalia; Chiroptera; Phyllostomidae
Gene: SH2B3
Product: SH2B adaptor protein 3
Exons: 8
Coding region: 428-2143 (571 amino acids)
Biological process (GO): intracellular signal transduction
Cellular component (GO): plasma membrane
Molecular function (GO): transmembrane receptor protein tyrosine kinase adaptor activity
Source: RefSeq, a predicted model, not a curated record